CAUCCACCGUUUGACCGCUUUUCUUAUCGUGGCAGACCGGAUGUGCUGGAAAGCCAGCUCGUAUCCGCUUUCCGGGCGGCCGCAUCACUUCCCGACACCGAAACACUGGACCUUCGCCAGCCAUCGCUCUCCCCGUUGGAUGACGCUCAUCAGCAGCAACAACACUAUCAUCACCAUCAUCAUCAUCAGCAGCAGCAGCAGCAGCACCAUCAUCCACAUCCGUUGUCUCUAUCGGAUUACUCCCGGAAGCGUUCGCACCGUCACCUCGCGGAGUUGCCCAAUUUCUUUGCCUCUCCCAGCCAUGCACCGACCGGUGCUGGGGAACUAGGUGCACCCGGAGCGGCACCGGAACCACAACACGGUGCUCGCAAAAAGCCAAAAUUCUCGAACGCCGCCGCCGCAGCAGCAGCGGCCGUUGCGGCCAACUACUACGACAAUGCAUAUCUUUCGUUCGAGAAGAGUCUCCGGGGUGCUUUCGGGGGCUCCGGGGAUCCGAUGGGGGUGUCCGCACUGCUCGAUGGACACCCGGCCGCCGGGACACUGGAUCCGUACGGCCAUCAUCUGCUGAGCCCGAUUAACUAUACGCUCACGGCGGAAGCUAUCAACCGACGGAUCCGCAGUACGCUUGGACUAGACGAUCCGACGGAACUGGGAGUGCCUCGGGAACGAGGCACUUCUACGUCGGCCAAGGCCACACCGGAAGCGGGUGGCGGUGAGUGUUGUACGACUGCCCCAAGUCCGGAUUGGAUGCGACGCGGCUCGAGUGUCGCUGGUCCAACCGGUCUGGUUCUAGGGGACCCCGGAGGUUAUGGCCACAGUCCAGUCGGACCCGGCACGCCACCGAUUACGGCGUACGAGGAGCACAAGUUUGCGGCUCACUUCUCUCCGGUUCCACCGGCAGGCACAUUGCACGAUGACAACAACAACGUGGACAAGAAACCGACGUUCCAGGAGUAACUGUCCGGCUGUAGCGCGGCCCCAAGGUAAGUAGAUCCCGGGGCAAGACAUUAAUCAGCAGUAGCCGCCCUGGGCAGGGACCCUUGUAGUACAGAAAACACAGAACUGAGAACUGGAGUAUGAAUGCUGGAUAGGAUGAGAUUAGGAUUUCCAAAUUUUGUGACAAACGGCACACUCGUGAACUGCUUGCUGACCUCUUGAAGCCCCCGCACGAAAGUGUGCCCCGCGCUGAUCGCCUACAUUAAGUUACGAACCUUUUUACGCCACCUUUUGGAACACAUGACCAUGUCAAGUAACGAAACGGAGCCCACGAACUAGCGGUCUUGGAAUAUUGACUGAGCUCUUGUUGAAAUGUAGAAUUAAGCCACACGAUGGAUACCCUUAAAAAUUGCUCUUCUAUUCUAAUUGUUACUCAACUUCUUUUCAAAUUGGAUAAAUGAUGAGAUGUGAAGGGACUUAUUAUUUGUUUUCUUAAAUGAGUUUGGACAUUUAUGUUAAUUUUUUUUGUUUCAAACUUCAUAUAAAGUAGUUUUAACAUUUGAAAACAACUCUACUGAUACUGAGUCCCUUCCAAAGAUAAUCAAAACUACUGGAAAAGAAAAAAAGACACAGAAAUGUCUGUGCUAGAAAGAAGCAAAACCUUGGUGAUUAUUCUAGACUGAUUAGAUAAUAUACGAACACAUCGGUAUAUACACUAGUGGCGCGAUCGGCAACGGAAUGGGUUUUGCAGGCGCCCCAAUCGGCUAGGAUCUGUGGCGGUGAAACAGCGGUUAAUCGGAAUCGGACGAGCAAAAAAACGCAUUCAAAACAUUAUACACAUACAUACGUAUAUUAUGGUAGAGGUACCGUUAGGGCGCGUCCUUGUGGCGUAGGCAAACUUAAAACAGCGAAUCCCCCGUAAUAAAUGCAAAUCACUUCCCCGAGCUAGACGCUAGAGUGUUGCGAAACCGUUCGCAUAUAUUGGAC
Molecule: messenger RNA, 1923 nt
Organism: Anopheles cruzii
Lineage: Eukaryota; Metazoa; Arthropoda; Insecta; Diptera; Culicidae
Product: atrophin-1-like
Exons: 1
Source: RefSeq, a predicted model, not a curated record